AUGGAAGGAGCAAACAAUAAUUCUAAAAGAUCGCUGAGAUCAGAGGUUAAAAAUGAGCAUGGAGAAUUUGAUAAAUUCGAUUUUGAUACAGAAGAAUACGAAGUCAACCCUAAAAGAAAGUUAAGAUUAGUUAGCAGGAUAAACCCAAACGCCGGGCAUUUGAGGAAAGCUAGGUCUUGCUUUCUUACUCCAGCCAAAAUUGUAGGUGAGCACGUUGACAAAACGUGUUGUCAGAAACGUGUAACGAAAUUGCCAUUUAUGAGCAACGUCGAUGAUGAGGUCAAAAAAAAGAGAGAGACGAUUACGAAGAUGACACUAGAGAUUGAACAUCAUGAAUUAAGUCAGCGUAUUAGGAAACUGACUGAUGAUUUGCUUCCUGAUAUCGCGUAUCAGCCUUACCACAAGAAAAUGCUGAAACAAGAAAAUAGAAUGAUUCAGUCGGACAUCGUAAAUGGUGAAAAUGAAGCAGAAAGGCUUUCAUUAAUCUCGGAUAGACUGGAUAUGUUGAAUUGGGAAAUAACAUUACAAAAGGUUACUAAAAUAAAUGACCCCACUGACGAGAAUGAAAUGGAGACUAAACGUUAUCAAACUAAAGAGCUGAUCGAUUCAAUGCUACAUAAAUUUGAAUCAACGAAAAAGAAGAGCCACAAUUUAGCUAGAAGGCCAGCCUCGAGUGAUUCAUUGUUAAAACUGGUUAGUGGCAAAGAUUGGCCCAAAAUAUAUUCUCGAAUCGACCGAACUUUUAUCCCAGAUUACGCAAGCUCCUCUGACGAAGAGGAAGAAACAAUAACUGUCGAGGAAAUAAGGAAGAGACGGCUAAAGAAAAGAGAACAGCAAUGUGGUGGCUCGAUUAUAAUAUUGCUAAGCGACCAUCGAUCACAAAAGGGAAUGACACGGUUUGCUAUCGUAGCUGAACCGCUGCGAAAACCAUAUUUAAUUAAAACCUCGACUGAAGAGAGGAAUUCAUGGAAAAACAAAGUUCCCUCAAAUCCAAAAAAAUUUAAGAAAGCUCCUCGAAUAUCAACGCAAGUUGCUGUGAAAAGAAGAAAGGAAGUCAUCCCUUUAACGAUGGAGGUAGAACCAGAAGUCAUUCGAGAUAUAAGACGAGAUACACAAAAGUCUGUAAAAUCAAAUACUAAAGUAGAGGAAAUAGUUGUGACAGAUACUGUCAAAUCGGAAGACAUGAGCGAUUUUAGAUAUAACUCUGCAUCUAUAAGGUCGACACUUCCAGAAGCGGCUCUUUUAGAUUCAAUUUCAUCUUGUACUGCAUCUGAGACUUCACCAAACUCUUCGGAAAAUGUAGUGACUAUGGGUAGCAAUAUAGAUCCAAGCUUAGGAGUAGUGUCCUCGCCUGGUGAAAAGAACUUUGUAACAACACACAAUGGAGUUACAACUAAUUCGGAUAUUAACAUUCUGCCUGUCCGCAAGAGAAAAAAGGCUUAA
Messenger RNA from Saccharomyces paradoxus, 1443 nucleotides. It is a transcript of the gene SAS4, whose product is annotated as Sas4p. The transcript has a single exon. NCBI's taxonomy places the organism in Eukaryota, Fungi, Ascomycota, Saccharomycetes, Saccharomycetales, Saccharomycetaceae. Gene Ontology annotation, cellular component: SAS acetyltransferase complex. Gene Ontology annotation, molecular function: histone acetyltransferase activity. The record is from RefSeq and is a predicted model, not a curated record. The coding region runs from base 1 to 1443 and encodes 480 amino acids.